GCAUUCUUUUUGAGCUCACUUUUUGAAAGUGAGAUUACUCGUUAUUGUGUUUCGGAAUUCCAUAAAAGCUUCAGACAAGAUAAAAACAAUUGAUAAUUAUUCAACCUGUCAGCCACAUGCAACUUCCCAUACCAGACUGAAAUCUGCAUAUGCUGAUCAAGGAUUGGUAAUCCUAAUUGACUGUUUCAAGUUUGGUCGAAGAGGGCAUUGAAUUUAUCACUGAAUUGAUCAUAUCGAUCUUAUAUGGAGUAAUCUAAUUACAUUGAUUCCCUUGAACAAGACACAAAAAAAAUUAUUGAGUACACUAUAGUUCUUCAACUCCAGUUCAUUCAUUUCUGUGCAAUGAAUCACUAACUAUAUUUUUUACUCUGAAUUGUCGUGGAAAUUUUUAUAUACAUAAAUAUAUAUUCAGUAUUUCUUUAGAACAACAGUGAAAAUUGUGAAAAAGUGUAUAAAACUAUUCUUUGCUUUGAUAUAUUCCAUUAAAUCAAUACAGUAUGUGGAAACGAAAACUACCUUUAAGAUAAAAAGAAGAAGACAACGGACCAAUGACCUCCUAUAAACUUAUUUCAAGUAUUUUUCCUCUAGUUUCAGAUAAUUGUUUUAUUCCAAGAAUCAUUUCACAUCAGUACGGGUGCUUAUAAUAAUAAUGAUAAUAAUGUUUGCAGUUAUACUCAUAUUCAUGACACUUAUUACGUGAUCCUGAUAUCCAACACACAAGUAGCAGCAUCAACAACAGUGACAGUAAUAAUACAUAAAUAUUCGAUGAUAUUUCAAAUGAUCCUGUGGAAUAGAAUUCACUCAUUUAUACACUUGCCUAAUUACUGGUUGAACACAUUUCAAAUAAUUUACAGACAUAUAUUAAUUAUGGGAAUACUACUUAUUAUGGCUAGUAAUACCAUUGUGGGUGCAGAGAAUUCUACAGGCACGGAUGUGAACAACAGUAAUAAUAAUAAUAAUAACUUAAGUACUGGAGCUUUAAUUGGUUUGGUCAUUGGUUUGAUUAUCAUUUGUACAAUAAUCAUUGUCAUCAUAUACUGGUGUAUUCGUCUACGUCAUUUUUACUUGAGUCAAAGACACACAAAAAUGUAUGAUGCAGAUAUGAUUCAACCAAGUCAAAAUAAUAUUAACCAUAGCAGUGGAAUACAUUUUCCAAGCGUACUCCAACCACCACCACCACAACAACAACAACAAUCAAAUCUCUAUCAAUCUAGAAGUUUGAGUAAAUCAAUGCUUAUGGGACAGGCGAUUGAUCCAUCAAAUGGACAACGUCGAUCAUAUUAUCCUAAUCUUAAUCAAGGUGGAUAUUUCAAUACCUGUAUCAUAGAAGAUCCAUUGAAACAAUCUGCUGCAACAGAUAGUAAAGUAAAUGGCGUAGUCAAUCUGAGUUCUGUAGAUCGAAAAAGUGUAUCAAAAUUUUCGCAAUGUUUACAAUCGCCUAGUUGGACUGAUCACCACUACUAUAAUACACAUCAUUUCAAUUCUGGAUCUAAUAAUGAUGGAUUCGCCUAUAAUUUUCAUCAAAGAAAGUCUACAAUAAAUGAACCAUAUAUUACUGCAUUUCAUAUUGAUCCACUUGAAUCAGUUGGUUGUCAACCAUCAUCUUCUUUUGCUACAGCUUCUUCAUCAGACAUUGUUUCACGCUCCAGGAUAAGAUCAAUUGCUUUUCUAUCACAAUUAAGUGCAUUUGGCUUAAAGAAUAAACGACGUCUCUCACAUUUAACCCAAAAGUCAACCAAAUUUAAAGAAAAAGUCCUACAUAAUUCUACUGCUAACAAUAGUGUAGGCAAUAGUAGUGUUUUCAAUGAUGAUCAAUCGAACCCUCUACCGAUUAAAGAAACUUAUAGUAAUGGCUAUGAAGGUUAUCAUAAUACAAACAUCUUGUCUGAUAAUCUGGAUGUUGAUACAAUGGAAUCACUGGAUAAUGAUUACUUUUUAUAUAGUCUACAAGCAGCUAUAUUCAAUGGUCUCAUUCCAUCCAGUCCUACAAACAAUAAGGUUUAUCCUCCAGUAAAUGAAUAUCAUAAAUUUUCAUUUCCUUAUACAACAAAUACAAUUCAUGAAGAAAUGGAUCCAUCUUUUGGUGAAGAUCUAGGCUUAGGCAAUACUCGUUUAUCCUCUUCACUAAGUGCAUAUUCUUCAUCGAACAGAAAUUCGAAGGCAUUUUCUCCUGAUUAUACUACUGUUAGUAAUCCUAGUAGUAGUAAUAGUAAUAAUCGCUUUAAAUUCCCACCGCCUGGUCCACCAGUUGCUGGUUGGGUUAACCAGUUUGCUCUACGAGAGGAAACCUUGAAAAAUUCAGUUUCUACUAUUUCUAAUCCAAAUACUGUACUACCGCCGCUAUCAGAACAAAAUGAGAGAAAAGCAUCUCAAAAAAAGCAGAAGAAACAACAACAGAACACUCCAUCAUCAUUAUUCAAUACUUCUCUAGACAAUUCUCCCAUCACUAUGCUCAAAACUACUGACUUAUCUUCUACUACUAAUAAUAAAAAUAGUAAUGAUUCUAUUAUUGCUGCCGCCGCAUCCUCACUAGCCACCGUCAGUAGAUCCAUUUCAUCUGUACCACCAUCACCGCAACACAUUCCAUUCCAAUUUGUGCAUUCAUCUCGUUCACUUGGUUUAGCAUCUUCAAAUAUUAUUCCAAGAAGACAUGCAAUCAUGAAAUAUCCUAUUCAAGAGAUACCGAUAGUAAGCAAUUUAAGAAGGUCAGUUCAAAUUAAUCCACCAUCCCAGCUAUCUUCAACACUAACUAAGUUAGAUAUACUGGUUGCGCCACAUAAUUCUCCUGUUAUCUUAGCCAAUACAAAAUUGACUUCUGAUUGUGGUUUGCUGUUAUUUGACAGUAGCAAUAGUGGUGCUAAGAAUAAUGAUAAUGUGAAUCAAGGUCAACAGUUACAAAGCCCUUUGAGUUAUUCAGACGCACAACAGAGUGACAGCGGUUAUCAUGAUUCAAUCGUCAUCCGUGAACACUCCUUACUGUCAUCAUUGUCUGUAGAUCACUCACUAGAUUUCCAAUCAUCACCGAUAUUGCUAACAUCAUCAGAUAAUGAAUUGACAAAAGAUUUGUUUAGUACUGUUACCGCCAUUCCCACCGCCAUCAAUGAUACUACUCACUCUACUACUACUAAUUCCAUUCCCAUAACUACUCAUUCAAGUGUAGACAAUACACUAAAUGACCAUUCAAUAGUAGGUGAUAGUAGUAAUUUAAACAAAAUUAUGGAGUAUGCUUAUGCAAAACUAGAAAUUCCUUUGCCUAUUUCACAACCUAUUCCAGUUUCGUCGUCAGCAUCAUUAUCAUCAUCGAUUAGUUCACCGAGUACUGGAGCAAGUUCUGACAAUAGCACCAGCGUUAUGCUACGUGAUAAUUCGGGUGUAGAUCGAAAGUUUUCUAAUCCAUGUAUGAGUACUGCAUUGAGUAUUAACAGUGCUCAUUUCAACACUAAUAAUCAUAGUCAACUUAGUUUUCGUUCACCGAGUGAUCCAGAUUUAUUUCUAACCUUUUGUGAAGAUUCAAUACGAAAGUCAACUAUGAAUCAACCAUUACCACAAUACAUUGAUCACCGGCAUCAUCCUGCUGUCUCUGGUGUUGUUAAUUCCUCACGUACAAAUUUUGCUUCAAAUGGUAUGAUGAAGUUGAUGAUGAUGAGUACCUUGUCAGAUUCAUUUAAAUAUCAUCUUACACGUCAAAAAUCUGAAAGUCAACUUCUUACUGAUCGUCAUGAUUCAUUUGAUGAAGUUCUAUGGGAUUUUCAACCAACUCCUUUAUACUGAUGAACAGAAACAGACUGGUAUUCUUUCUUCAUGAUAUAUUACUGUUUCUGGUCACUUGCUUUUGAUAACUUUGUCAUCUGUCCAAGUACACACACACACACACAGUGAAUAUUGAACCUACACCAGAAAUACAUUCAAUACUCAAGGUGUAUUCUCACAUUAUAACCACCCUGACAAACUUAACUAGGUAAGACAUCAAUUCUAGAAUUUGGAAGCAUUAAACCAUAUUUUCACUCUUGUUUCUUCCCAGUUAUACCCUGAACAAGCUUUGAUCUUAUUGUUUACAUCUUCUUUCUCGUUUCAAUAAUACAAAAAUAUUAUAUGUCAUUAUUAACUGUGAUAAAUUUCCUAUUCAUAACUAUAGUUUUUCCAAAUCAAUUUUAACCUCACCUUAUAUACUACUUAUUUAAGUAACAAACCUGAAAGCAAUAAAGAUAAGGUCAUUGCAAGUGAAAGCAUAUUUUGUUUCAUCUCUGUUCACUUGUUCUUUCCUUCAAUUACCUUAUUGUCUAUCCAUUCAAUAAUCCAAUGACUACAGCUGUUAAUGUUCACGAUGGCACCGGUGCUGUCGCACUUCAAUACAUUACUUAACUUUUUAUAGUUUUUAUUCACCAUGACAACAUAUAUUCUCUUUACUAUUAAAUGCUUUGUUUAUUUUUAUUUUUCCUUUCAUACUUCACUUAACCAAUUUAACGGUGUAUUUUCUACGCUAAAUUGUUUAUAACUAUGACAUGUUGUAUAUUUGUUGAACAGAAAUUUGUGUAUAAUACCGUCAGAAUAUUUAGUAACUACGAUCCAAAUGACUUUUUUGUACACUGUACUCUGUUAUCAAUACGCUGAGUUCAUCAUUGUCAUCUUUAUGACAGGAAAUAUAUCUAUGUUUAUAUAUUUUUACAAAGUGAAGUUUCAUUUAAACUGCAUCAUUUAAGCUGUCGGUGGUUUGUUUUUAUGACACCCCUCCUCCUAUUCCUACUCUCUUUAUCAGUGUUAUCUCUUUGCUAUCCUUGUUUUGGCCUUUCUUAUCAACAAAAACCAUUAUUUUUUGGUACGUGAUACACAAAACUAUAGUCACAUCUCUCUCUCUCUCUGCAUUAUGGUUGGUGUAUCUCAAUCUGUAUGAGUGUUGUGUGCUGGUGUGUCCAAGAAUCCUCAGCAAUGGGUUUAUGUAUAUCGUAAAAGAGAGAGCACGUUGCAAUAAUCAAUAAAAGAUUAAACUUACACCUUUUCUUUACUAUUUUAUCUCUGCAUUUUAUUUUUCCACCUUUAUAUAUAUAUAUAUAUAUAUAUAUAUAUAUAUGUAUGGAAACAGUUCUUACACUCGCUAACUGCUGAUGUUAUUAUUAUUGUUUAUAGAGAUUGAAAUGUUUUUCUACAUUUGUGAUACAAACUAUUUUCUCUCGCUUUUUCAUUCUUUUAUUACAAUGGAAAACAUUAUUUUGCCAUUUUUCUCUCAAUCUGUUUCUUCUGUGCUUUCCUUUUCUCCUCAUAGAGAGUUAAUAACAAAUGUCAUCAUUACUGAAUACUACUGCUAUAAUACAUUGAUGCAUAUGAACUAUAUUUUUACGAAAUAUUCUGCACUACUUCAUCUUUGCUUAGAGUACCUUGAUGGUAACGUCUGGUCUAUUCGAUUCGUUGAAAUGCUAUGAGACUCA
Heterobilharzia americana is the source of this 5423-nucleotide messenger RNA. Lineage: Eukaryota; Metazoa; Platyhelminthes; Trematoda; Strigeidida; Schistosomatidae. The record is from the annotation of a GenBank genome assembly.